Naegleria fowleri is the source of this 2004-nucleotide messenger RNA. RefSeq lists its product as uncharacterized. Gene Ontology annotation, biological process: sphingomyelin catabolic process; ceramide biosynthetic process; glycerophospholipid catabolic process. Lineage: Eukaryota; Heterolobosea; Eutetramitea; Acrasida; Naegleriidae. Gene Ontology annotation, molecular function: sphingomyelin phosphodiesterase D activity. The transcript is spliced from 4 exons. Bases 1 to 2004 code for a protein of 667 amino acids. The record is from RefSeq and is a predicted model, not a curated record.
AUGGGCUUCAAAGAUUGUCUGCAGAAUCCAAACACCCUUUCGUCCAUCAACGGCGUAAUAAGUCUGUUGAAUGGGGGAGCUUCGGAUCAUGAAUGUUAUGCUUGGUUGCAUCAACUCUUGAUUAAAAUAUUCGGAUUUGCAAAUAAUACGGGAGGUUGGCUUGUGGAUGCCGAAACUGAUGAGAUGAUUUAUGAUGCCGUGGUUAAAUUAUUGGAUCCACAUGGACCUCUUUUUAAAGUUCUUCUCGGAAAUAAUCAAAAUAUGUAUCAAUUUCCAAUGAACAGGCUUUCCUUCGGGAUGCAAUCAUUUAUUCAACAGUUGAAAAGAAAAUCAAAAGCUACUAGCGAUGACUAUAAUAUUCUCGGUGUGUAUCAACACACACUCUCCUAUCGAUACUUUUUGAGAAAGAUUAAUUCAGCUUCUACUCGAGAUAAUGGUUCCUUCUUUGUCCUGAAUACUUUUGAGUACUAUUUGUUUUGCUUCUUCUACUUUUUAACCACCAACACUAGGAUUACCCUAAAAACUCAAAGCAAGCAGCCCUCGUUUGAGUCUGAUAAUAGUUUUUUUUCAAAAUUAGCUCCAGUAAGACCUGAGGCAUCGAGACAGGUCAAAAGAGAACCUGUUACUGUUUAUUUGUUAAGCAAAUAUUUGAACUUCUUUUUUCCUCUCGAUGGGCACACCUCCAGAGACGCCCUAAUUUCCAAUAUGUUUUUGUCUAUUCUUUCAGAUUAUUUGUUCAAUCAGAUUAUUCAAGAAUAUGGCCAACCUUACUCAUUUUCAUCGGAAAUGUUGACAGACCCUGCUAGAUUUUCUUACUUUGCGUCUGUUACUGUGAAACAUUGUCUAAAGGUGCUUUCUUCGUCAUCAGACAUUUACAAACUGUUCGAUGAGCCACAUGCAGCAGUAAACUACAAGGAUGAAAAUUUUGCAGCAAAAACUGCUCCUUAUUCACAUAUUCAAUAUGCUGCAUAUCGAUUUUUAAAGGCACUUUUUACAGAUUUCCCAUAUGACAAACCAUUUCCUCUCAAGUACACUAUUAGUUUAUGGAAAAGUCUAAUGAUGCCAUGGAGAUUAUUGAAUAACAGCAAUCAAAAUCCAUGGCCUCUUUACGUUACCUCGAAUUGGUGCUUUUAUUCAUCAUUAUUUUACUAUUUCUUGAACUUCAGAUUUCCUUCUGAUUUUUCUAGCGCAUCCUUGUUAGAUCUAGAAAGUAUCUCUGCGCUUCUUGAUGUCUUCAAAGAACCAAAACUAUUGGAAUUGCUGAAACAAAUUGACAAUAUCAUUUCCACAAUUAAUGUACAAGAAGGAAUUCUAUUAUCUCAUAUGAACAUUUGUGAAACAGAACUUUCUAGGAUUGCCCACCUUUUUUCUUUGGAUACUAUCGAUCUGGUGAAUCAAAAGAUAACAGAAAUGCAAGUGACUAAAUCUCAUCAAUUGAGCAGCUCUCCAAGAAUUAUGAGCUUACUUACCAAUAGAGGAAAAAACGGUGCAGAUACAAACGUCAGACUAACGUUAAUCACAAAAAUAGCUUCAAAACUUUCGGCCAUCUUUGAUUUGGAUGACCAAGUCAACGACCCACUCAGAACUCCAUCCGUUUACUCUCCUCGCAGUUUAACAGGCCUUUCCCCACUUGAGAGUCCCGACACAAUACCAGAAAAUAUUUUACAAACAACAUCAAUUUUUCAUGAAGCAGACUCGUUUUCGUUCACUCACGGUAUGAGAAAAUUAUCGCCUAUUGAUCUAGAUCAUUUCAUCAAUGGAAGAUUUAAAUGUCAAAAGAUGGAUGCAGCAUUCAAAUACAAUAUUCUCUAUAGACCCAUAGAAACAAAUGAAAUUUCUUGGCUAGUUGUUCCAACCAUUCGAUGGUCCGAAUGGAUUUUCAACAAAUUUGGGAAGCAUGUGAAUUUGAGAGCAUUGGCAAAUAUUUCCAAUUUAUUAUUUAUUGCACUUGCAUUUAUGUUUGUUUACCUUCUCUUCCUUUUUUACAGCAUGAUCAGCUUUUAA